Messenger RNA from Merops nubicus (carmine bee-eater), 2257 nucleotides. RefSeq names its product ligand dependent nuclear receptor interacting factor 1 (gene LRIF1). Gene Ontology annotation, biological process: regulation of DNA-templated transcription. The annotation marks the transcript as partial. Gene Ontology annotation, molecular function: nuclear retinoic acid receptor binding. The transcript has 3 exons. Lineage: Eukaryota; Metazoa; Chordata; Aves; Coraciiformes; Meropidae. The record is from RefSeq and is a predicted model, not a curated record.
CGUUGCAGGCUGUAUGUACCGAGUAGUUCAGACGCCGGGACCAGAUGGAAAAAACCUUCUGAAAUUACUUCCAAUUUCUAAAUCUCCCGGAAGCUUUCUGCCAAUAGCUCAGUCUUCAGCCAUGCCAAAUAAUUCUAAAGCGAACGUUUCUAGUCCAGUCCAUCUUACUUUUAAGACACAGCUUGGCAAUACGGCUGCACCUUCAUCUGUUAAAAUACCCGUUUUUCAGUCUCCUAGUUCUCGAAAUAUAAUUCUUACAAGGACAUUAGACAAAGAGGAAAGUGGUAGGGCAGGUUGUGAAAAAGAAAGCUUAAUUCCCAAGUCAACGGGUAGUGGUUGUGUUCCCGUUGACAGACUCUCUUUGCAGAACAUUGCUGUAAUGAGCUCAUCCAACCCCAGUAACACCACAUACAUGUUGGUCAACCCCCAAACUGCCCCAGUUCCUGCCAAGUCUUCAGUGCUGCCAUCUGGCCACCACCUUCAGAUACCAGCUGAUGCAGAGGUGAAAUCUGUCCCAGCUUCUUCUUUACCACCUGCAAUACAGCAGAAAAUAUUUGCAGCUGCAACAACAAACGUGCCUGGAGGAGCUGAGGGCGCAAAAAUACCGACUGUUAUUUACGUGUCUCCAGUGAACACGGUGAAAACGAUGCUCCCAAAGCAUCUGCAAGCUGCCUGUGCAAAAGGAGGGGCAGAAGUUGCACAAGCAUUGAUAAUGACAGCUACCCAAACGGGAAACGGUGCUUCCCCUGAGGCAGCGGCAUCUGAUGGGAAGCAGUGCCAGCAAACUCCAAUCAAAUGGAUUCUGCAAGGAAAUCCGCAGUCGUCAGUGUCUUGCCUUACUCCUGUGAAGUCCUCGAAUAACGUGGCUUCCCAGAUCUUGAAAACUUUGGCAGACAUGAAGAAUGUAGAAGUUAACGCCUCCAAUAUUUUACCCCUCUGUUCUAGCGGUCCUGGUGGAAGCCAAACGAAGAUCACAGCUAUUAAAGAUAACGCCCUGGUCAUGUGCAACGGGAAGGUCUAUUUGUUGACCAGAAGAGGCUCUGACAUCCUAUCAGCCCCAGCUGACAAACAAGCAUCUUCCUCUUCUGAUGUUUCGCUUAAAAAGGAGACAGCCAAGCUAAUUGGUUCUACUGCAGUCAAUAAAAUAACCAAUAAAGUAGUGAAUCUGGUCUUGUCAAAAAACAAAGGAGUGGUGGUGUCUCAGGGGGACCCAAAUCCAAGUACAGACUCAACAGAUUCUUCACUGGAUGACUUGAGAAAUGACUUAAAAUCUGCACCUGCUGUUCUGGUGACACCAAGUGCUGACCAGCAGGAUUCCACUGAAGACCAGAGGAAGAGUUUGCCCUUUGCCAAGGGCAUUUCGAGUGGAGUGACCCCUGUGACAGCAGUGGGGACACAGGAAAAGGUGUGCCAAAAUGGCAAAGAAAAGAGCUGUGCCCCCAAAGCAGCAGGUGCUGCUUUGCCUCAGUCUGAGCAAGAAUGUGCUUUCAGUGAAGACUGUCAAAAGAUCCAGUGUGAAAAGAUGAAUUCACCAAGAAAGGGUAUUCAAGUCAAACACCAGGAGAAGUCACAUUGGAAACAAUACUUGGAACUAAGGAAAAAAUUUGGUCUCUUUAAGGAAGAGAGAGUGUACCUUAAGAGAAUGCCAUUAAAGACCUGUGAGAAACCAGAAGAAAGGGUUUGUUCCAGUAACGGCUUGAAAAGGAGAAAUGACUCUUGCAGUUCAUCCUCGUUAGAUGUGGAAAUAACGAACCAACAGGAGGAAUGUGUUAAAGAGGAAAAGGUAAUUGUGGAUCGGGAAGAGGGUUUGACUAAGAAAAGAAAAAUAAAAUCUUCACCACUGUCAGACGGCGCAAAGAGAAGGAAAAAUUCAGUCAAAUCAACCCCAAAUCCAAGUUCAGAAAGUACCAGCUCAAGCUGCAGUGUAAUUAACAGGAGAGUUUCACCUCCACCAGUGUUACCACAGCAAAGUGUUUCCACAGACGUUGUUCUGCUGUCUGUAGGGAGGGACUCUGAGGAAGACCCCUGCUCUCAACCGAGCGACGUCCCAGACUCAAGCAUUCCAAUUUUAGUGUCUUGUGAAGGCGAUUCACAAGAUUCCAUCUUUGAAGGUUCUUUCAGAGAUGACGUUUUCCCUUUGACUCCCCCAGACUUGGAUGAAACCAUCCGGGAUGAAAAAAUAAAACGACUUAAACAGCUCUUAAGAGAACGAGAAGCGGCGCUGGAAGAGGUGCGCAGGAAGAUGCAGCAGAGCUGA